Messenger RNA from Dreissena polymorpha, 2496 nucleotides. RefSeq lists its product as uncharacterized. The record is from RefSeq and is a predicted model, not a curated record. The transcript is spliced from 14 exons. Bases 122 to 2197 code for a protein of 691 amino acids. Gene Ontology annotation, molecular function: protein binding; metalloendopeptidase activity; zinc ion binding. Gene Ontology annotation, biological process: proteolysis. NCBI's taxonomy places the organism in Eukaryota, Metazoa, Mollusca, Bivalvia, Myida, Dreissenidae.
AGACUUUGUAUAUUUGCAUUGCACUUCCACACACUAAAUGACUGUUUAAUCUAGAGAAGUGCCAUUUAUUCAUGUUUGCUCGUUAUUUAAAAUAAAUAUUUGCAAUACUUUGAAAUAAAAUAUGGAUUACAUUAAUUGCGCAGGAGUUGUUUUGAUCAUAGGCAUACAAAUCUGCUGUGGGGCUGUUUCUUCACAAUUACAUAAUAGCAGUAACAUUUAUAGUCAGAAACGGAAUGCUAUCGCCGUGAGGAGUUGGCUCUGGAAGAACAACCGCGUUCCCUACGUGAUCGACAACGAGCAACUAGAACAAGACGCUGUGAUAGCCAUUUCUAACGCCGUCCACCACUUUAACACGAAAGUCUCGUGCGUCAAGUUCGUACCCAGGGUCAACGAGUUUGAUUACGUGAGAUUCAAGAACGGCAAGGGGUGUCAGUCGUCUAUCGGUCGUGACGGUGGCGAGCAGACGAUUUCAAUUGGUCCCGCAUGCCUCUACCAAGGCGUUAUAAUGCACGAGAUGACGCACGCAGUAGGUUUCUUCCACGAGCAGAAUCGUUGGGACCGGGACUCCUAUGUGAGCAUCCACUGGAGCAACAUACAGGCGGGCCGAGAUGAUGAUUUCGCUCUCCAAGAGAAGAAGUACCUGGACACACUGAACACGCCGUACGACUUCGGUAGCCUGAUGCACUACGGGGCAUACGUGUUUAGCAAGGACGGCAACUCGCCAACGAUAACUCCAAAGUUUGAGCCUCACGCAAACAUGGGCCAGCGGAAAGAGUUCAGUCCCUUAGAUAUUUGGAAGAUUACCACGCUAUAUGGCUGCGAGGCAGGCCCGAUGCCGAUGCCAGAUUACUUGAAGUUCAUGCCAAACAGUUGGUACACGGGAUUACCAUCGGUGAGCCCACCGCAACAAGUAAACCUGUCAUCAAAAGCUGCAGUGACAUCUGAGAUGUCCGGUAACAAGCCGGAUGUGGAUGUUUGGGUGCUGCCACACGCCAUACGGAUCAACUGGAACUCCCCGGCCAAUAUUACCGGAAAUAUAACAGGCUAUGUACUUAGCUACAAUUUGGAGCCCCAUGGGACCCCUCAGAAGAUUCAACUGGCGCCAGACCGACUGGCCUAUUACCUCAGCACAUACACCUCCCACCCUGGCCGCCGCUACGCGGUCACCAUCAGCACUGUUGUCGACGGCGUGGAGGGGGAAGCCUCAGAUCCGGUCACCGUAAGAUCCGCCUGUGAACAGAACGUAUGGCUGGACAAUGAACGCUUCGACAAGAUCCAUUCUCCAUUCUUCAAAGACGGAUACUACGAGCAGGAUGUCGUCUGUCAGUGGAAGAUUCGCAAGCCACUGCGCCAGGUUCUGAAUAUCUCCUUUACGUCGCUGGACCUUACCGGUGAUGCCUCAGACUGUAGUGCUUCCGGAGACUUCGUCCGUAUCGGAGUGGGGCGCUACUUUUGCGGCUCCCACGAGGUUCCGGAAGUGACGGUUGGGGAGGAGGAGGAAACCACGGUCACGUUCGUGUCGCGUGCCGGGGGCGCCGAAGAAAAACGCGGGGGAUUUUCUUUGGUCGCCACAGCACAAGGCUUCGCUCCCGAGAAUUUACGAGUGGAACAAAUGCUAAGUGCAUUCAACGUCUCUUGGCAACCACCAAAUACCCCUUCUUCACAACCAGUCGCUUACGUCAUCCGCUAUAAGAUGGCGUCAUCUUCUAUGGCCAAGGAAAUCACUGUAUCACCUGAAAGGACAUACUUCCUGCUGUCUACUUAUCCUCAUUUCGGAGUGGAAUAUAGCAUCGAAGUGUACGCACGAUUUGAUAUUGGAAACGGGGAAUCGGCCGGGCCAGUUAUCAUCCGAUCUAAAUGUUCUCGAAACAUCACCGUCACGGGCAACGGCGAACAUUUGAACAGUCCUAAUUACCCGAGCAACUACGAACCCGACACCGUCUGUGACUGGAACAUAUUUCCGAUGAGCGGUCACGAGGUCAGCCUCAACUUCGAGCAAGCCUCGUUUGGGACCGGAGAUUACGUUGACGUCAUUUCCGCCGGAGCCUCGUUCGCGAGAUUUGAUACGUCAUUUCACCCAACACACGCGCUUACGUUCAGCGCUCCUGUCAAGGUCAUUUUUAAGAGUGAUUUUGCGAGCGAGGCUAGCGGAUUUCGAAUCAAUUUGUCGUCUAUUCCAGUUGCGCUUAUAGGAUAGAGAUCAAUGGAUUUUCAAAGCGUAUCGAUUUACGGCAGUAAAGUGAUAAUCGUAAUUUGUAAAUUUGUAAGAAAAGACAUGUUCAAAGACAUCAAAGAAUUUUGUAAUUGUAGAAGUUAAAAGAAGAAUGUUUUAUAACAUUUGUAAAAAUCUGUUAUGUUGUUUUACUGAGAUGUUGUAUUUUUGAUCGAAAAUAACUUCCUACAAGCUAUUUUACAUACAGACUGUUAGUUCUUAUCAAAUUCGUUUAUUUUUAUUUUAUACCACAGAUAACUUUAAUAAACUUUAAACUCAUUUUA